UGGUCAGCAGCCAAUGAACGCUCGGCAUGUUCGGGCAUGGCUUCAUUUUAUUCCUCCUUAUUUACACAAACUGUCCUUUUCCCCGUCGCCUUUUGCCAAGGGUAGGGGGGUGUGCAUAGGCAGAAAUCAACCUAUGCUUAAAAUUUUAUUUUGCGUAAAGUUCAUACUUUCACUUUUUGUGUUUAAUACCGCUUUACACUCACCUUUCGAAAGCGCUAGUUGAUUUUUUUUUUUUGCAAGCUAUUCUUUUUAAAAACAUUAAAGCAGCAAAACUACUCAAGAUGCUUGAUACAGUAACACGUGUAACGCAGCCCUUUCCAGUCCAGCUGAAGACCCUGAUGGACCUGGAAGGCAGAUACCAGCCAAAGCUCAGUGGGCUGAGACUUAUUGACAGUGCCCAGGACAACGGCCUCAGGAUGACCYCCCGRCUGAGAGAACUGGAGGUGAAGGACCUGCUCUCCCUCUCCAGGUUCUUCGGUUUCUGCUCYGAGACCUUCUCGCUUGCCGUCAGCUUGCUGGAUCGCUUCCUCUCUGUGAUGAAGAUUCAGCCCAAGCACCUGUCCUGCGUCGGCUUGUGCUGCUUCUACAUCGCUGUGAAAGCCUCGGAGGAGGAGAAGAACGUGCCGCUGGCCAACGACCUGAUCCGCAUCAGUCAGAACCGCUUCACAGUGUCCGACAUGAUCAGGAUGGAAAAGAUCAUCAUGGAGAAGCUCCACUGGAAGGUGAAGGCCCCCACGGCUCUGCACUUCCURCGCCUGUUUCACGGUCACGUCCAGGAGCAGCUCGAUGCUGAGAGCAGGAAUAUUCUGAGCCUUGACAGACUGGAGGCGCAGCUGAAAGCAUGUCACUGCUCGUUUGUCUUCUCCAAAAUCAAGCCCUCUCUUCUUGCCAUUGCUCUGCUGUGCUURGAGGCCCAGGAACAACACGACCCUGAGGACGCAAACCAAACAUCCGAGGCCCUGAGAAACCUCCAGCAGCUGCUGAAUGUAAAAGAUGGUGACCUGGUGUGUGUGAGGGAGUUAGUGGGGAAAUGCCUGGCCGAAUACGCCACCACCAAGUGCUCCAGACCCAACGGCCAGAGGCUUCGCUGGACCAUUUCAGGAAGAACUGCUCGUCAGCUGAAGCACAGCUACUACAAGAUCGCUCACCUCCCCACCAUUCCUGAGUCAUCUUCUUAAAGCUGGAGCGUAUAAAUGGGUGAUUUUUUUUUUAACCUGCACAGAAAUUCCACCUGUUCUCAACGUGACGUCGUAAUUUAGCAGUGUGGUCACCCGUUUYUAUUUCCUAAUUUUCCUUACAGAUCUCCAUCAGUGAUGAUGGAUUUCUUUAAGGAAGAGCUUUUAUAUCAAGUUAGCUUUAGAUUGGUCAAACACUGUCCCACUAACAAGGAGUAAUACUUCUACUUGCACAGGUGUACAGUAUGUUCUCGUUUAAAUUUGUACCAUUUCCUGGUAUGGGUUUAGUUUUAAGCUAUUAAUGUAUUGAACCACCUAGGUCCUCAGUCCACCAUGUGGAAGAGGAGGGAGAAGGAUUUUGUGAAUAGCAAAAAUGGAACCAAGAAAUCGGGCCCAAGAUCCUUAACUCCCACCCUAGGUUGCUAAACUGUCCUGAAAGCACACUCCUACCCAAGGUGAUUUUUUGUUUUUCUUUUGAUGCGGCGAGGGAUUUCUGGUUUGAGCCAGUGAAGUGAAACUAGUGACAAAUCUGUCACCUGUAGCUAAAACAUCAUUAUUAGAGCUGAAAUCAGCAGCGACUGAGGUUUUAUCUGGUUGACCUGCUACAMGCUUGAACUGGUUUUAGUUUAAUAAAAGUUGCAGCUGCCGUGGAAAUGUGGGUUGGAAUUUGUCCGCCAUUUUUCUUUUCCAGUUUCCCCGUGUAGUUAGUUUCACUAGAGAUGAAACAUGUUCUUGGCUUUACAACCYUCAAACACAGAUACGUGAAUGUACUUGCACCUUUCAAUAAAACUUUAUUGAAAAGCUA
Molecule: messenger RNA, 1980 nt
Organism: Austrofundulus limnaeus
Lineage: Eukaryota; Metazoa; Chordata; Actinopteri; Cyprinodontiformes; Rivulidae
Gene: ccng1
Product: cyclin G1
Source: RefSeq, a predicted model, not a curated record